This is a messenger RNA of Lineus longissimus, 1386 nucleotides long. RefSeq lists its product as uncharacterized. Gene Ontology annotation, molecular function: nucleic acid binding. Gene Ontology annotation, biological process: DNA integration. The transcript has a single exon. The record is from RefSeq and is a predicted model, not a curated record. Lineage: Eukaryota; Metazoa; Nemertea; Pilidiophora; Heteronemertea; Lineidae. The coding region runs from base 1 to 1386 and encodes 461 amino acids.
AUGCUGAAGCCUUUCAACCCUGAGGAUGAGGUUUCAACAGCUGAUGCUAGAAUUCAUGCCAAGGUUGCAGUCCUGAGAACCAUUCAACGAAUGUACUACAGUGCGGAGUUACAGAGUCUGCGUGAGAAAUUGACAACUCCAAGAUGCAGCAAAAUUCGUAAGUUAUGCCCAGAGAUCGACAAAGAUGGCUUACUUCGCGUCGGGGGAAGAUUGAACAACAGUCUGCUACCACAUGAGGGAAGACGACCAAUCAUACUGACAGGUGGAGAGCCAUUGGUCCGAAAACUCAUCCGCAGGAUCCAUUGGAUGGAAGGCCACGUCGGAAGAAAUCAUGUGGUUUCAUCACUGCGAGAACGAUACUGGGUCACGGGAGUCACAGUAGCUGUCAAGCAGGUUUUAAAGGAUUGCGUGUUAUGCAAGAAAUACCAAGCAAGACUCCAGACUCAGAAAAUGGGAAACCUACCUAUCGACAGAAUAUCUGCCACAAGAGCUUUCGAGAAUUCGGGAGUCGACUACUUCGGACCGUUGGAGGUGAAGAUAUCAGGUCGUUUGUACAAACGGUACGGAGUACUCUUUUCAUGCAACUAUACUAGAGCCAUUCACUUGGAGCUGACUCGAAAGUUGGACACUCAGUCGUGUCUCUUGGCAAUCAGCCAUUUCACGAACCGCCGGGGGAGACCAAGGAAACUCAGAUCCGAUAAUGGAAGUAAUUUGAUUGGAGCUUCCAAGGAGCUGAAACAGGACUUACUUAAAUUGAACAAGGAGUUGCGGCUCCAAGAAAAACUAGCAAAGGAGGAGAUUGACUGGGAAUUUAACCCCCCUCUUGCAAGUCACUUUGGAGGACACUAUGAACGGCAGAUAAGAUCGGUCAGAAAGAUUCUAUAUGGACUAAUGAACAAACAACGAUUGGAUGAGGAGGAGAUGCAGACAGUUAUGGUGAAAGCAGAGUGGAUCAUGAAUAGCAGACCACUAACCGCAUGCAGCGCUGCUGACACUUCGGUCGUCGCAAUAACUCCGAAUCAUUUAAUGGGAUUGAACACGGUGGAAACAGACACUAGUGUAACUGAGGAAAGUGACAUGUACCGAGGAAGAUGGAAACGCGUGAAUUACGUGACUGACCAAAUCUGGAAGCAGUUUAACAAACUGUAUGUUUUAUCAUUGCAGGAGCGAAACAAGUGGCAGGAUGCAAAAUCAGACCUGCAACAGGACGAUAUCGUUGUGCUACAGGACACUUCAGUUGGUAGAGCCUAUUGGCCAGUUGGUAGGAUCGUGAACAUUCACAAAGGAAGUGACGGUCAUGUUAGAUCAUGUGAAGUUCGCACUCAGAAUGGAACCUACCGUAGACCAAUCACCAAGUUAGCCAAACUGCUGGAAGCAGAGGACUAA